UCGUAACAAUAGAUUUGUACAAUAUUUGAGUGAUGUUAACGCUGUUUAGUUUACGUAGAACCUGCGUGGUGCGCUUCAAAGAAGCUUAUGCCACAUGGUCUAAAACCAAAGCAAUGAAGGAGAAAAAGAAAAAAGCGGAUGACACUUCCGGAGCAGUAUCCGAAUUGAAUCCGUGGCCAGAAUACAUUCAGAAGAGAAUCAAUCUCUGGGAUAAAUACAAGACACAAUAUCAGGAGGAGUUAGCUGCAAAACCAGAACUGAGUAUUGUUGUAACUUUACCCGAUGGGAAGACAGUGGAAGCUAAAGCAUGGAGAACCACUCCAUAUGAUGUAGCUAAGGGUAUUAGUCAAGGCUUAGCAGACUCAACUAUCAUAGCUCGGGUGAACAAUGAAUUAUGGGAUCUGGACCGGCCGCUAGAGGGCGACUGCAAGCUGGAACUCCUACGUUGGGACAAUACGGAUGCUCAAGCUGUCUUCUGGCACUCAUCAGCUCAUAUGCUUGGUGAAGCUAUGGAAAGGGUAUAUGGUGGAUGUCUUUGUUAUGGACCACCAAUUGAAGAAGGUUUCUAUUAUGACAUGUAUUAUCCUGAAAAAGGGAUAUCCUCUACAGACUUCCAUGUUCUAGAAGGAUUAAUAAAGAAGAUAGCAAAGGAGAAGCAACCUUUUGAACGGUUGGAAUUGACGAAGGAGCAAUUACUGGAGAUGUUUGAUUACAAUCCGUUCAAAGUGAGAAUUUUAAAUGAAAAGGUUAACACUCCGACCACUACAGUGUACAGAUGUGGCCCAUUGAUUGAUCUUUGCCGAGGACCUCAUGUCAGACAUACUGGAAAGGUUAAGGCUUUAAAAGUUACCAAGAACUCUGCCACAUAUUGGGAGGGCAAAGCUGAUGCAGAGAGUCUUCAGAGGAUAUACGGAGUGUCCUUCCCCGAGCCUAAGCAGCUCAAAGAGUGGGAGACUAUACAGGAAGAAGCGGCCAAGAGAGACCAUAGGAAGAUUGGCAGGGAACAAGAGUUAUUUUUCUUCCACGAGUUGUCUCCGGGCUCGUGCUUCUUUCAGCCGAGAGGUGCUCAUAUAUACAACACUUUGGUUAACUUCAUACGGGAACAAUAUAGGGUGCGUGGUUUCCAAGAAGUGGUAACACCGAAUAUGUACAAUGCCAAGCUGUGGCAGACGUCUGGCCACUGGGCGCACUAUUCUGAGAAUAUGUUCUCCUUCGAUGUAGAAAAGGAGACAUUUGCCCUCAAGCCUAUGAAUUGUCCGGGACAUUGUAUAUUAUUCGACAAUCGUCCGCGUUCUUGGCGUGAACUGCCGCUGCGGCUGGCAGACUUCGGUGUGCUUCAUCGCAAUGAGCUGAGUGGAGCUCUAACUGGACUGACACGUGUCCGUCGCUUCCAACAAGAUGAUGCUCACAUCUUCUGCACUCCGCAACACAUCGAGCAGGAGAUGGUGGCGUGUUUAGAGUUCCUGGAUUGUGUGUACACGACGUUCGGGUUCACGUUCCAGUUGAAGCUGUCCACACGACCGGAGAAGUAUCUUGGUGAACUUGCCACUUGGGAUCAGGCAGAAAAGGCUUUAGAGGAUUCUUUGAACAAGUUUGGUCGUCCUUGGCAAUUGAAUCCUGGAGAUGGAGCUUUCUAUGGCCCCAAGAUAGAUAUUACAAUACAAGAUGCUCUGCGACGUUCCCAUCAAUGUGCCACAAUACAGCUAGACUUCCAGCUACCUGAGAGAUUCAACCUAACCUAUGUCAGUGAGAGCGGUGAGAAGAAACGUCCAGUGAUAAUUCACCGAGCUAUAUUAGGAUCUGUGGAGCGUAUGGUGGCCAUACUGAGUGAGUCCUACGCAGGCAAAUGGCCGCUGUGGCUGAGCCCGAGACAAGUCUGUGUUGUACCUGUCGGACCAUCACUAGACCAAUAUGCCACAACUGUGAAUGAGAAGUUAUUUGCUAACGGGUUCAUGUCAGAAGUAGACACAGACCCCGGUGACACUCUCAACAAGAAAGUGCGCAAUGCCCAGCUGGCUCAGUUCAACUAUAUAUUAGUUGUGGGUGAACGUGAAAAGAACUCCGGCACUGUGAAUGUCCGCACCAGAGACAAUAAAGUGCACGGAGAGAUGACCAUAGACGCGCUCAUAGAUCAUCUUAAUAAGCAGGUCAAAGAGAAGACAUUGUCAGAUGACAGCCACAUGCUCGACUAACAAUAGACAAGAGAUAAGGGAAUAUACUCUGUGCAUUUACUAUGGUGCGGGUGACAUUUUGGAUCGAUGACGUCAUUUUAGACAUAAACGUUUUUAAUUCAAAAAUUACAAUCUUUAAUACGAUUUUUAGUUAAAUUUAAUUAUU
Messenger RNA from Papilio machaon (common yellow swallowtail), 2337 nucleotides. RefSeq names its product threonine--tRNA ligase 1, cytoplasmic (gene ThrRS). The coding region runs from base 33 to 2192 and encodes 719 amino acids. Gene Ontology annotation, molecular function: threonine-tRNA ligase activity; ATP binding. Gene Ontology annotation, cellular component: cytoplasm. The record is from RefSeq and is a predicted model, not a curated record. NCBI's taxonomy places the organism in Eukaryota, Metazoa, Arthropoda, Insecta, Lepidoptera, Papilionidae. The transcript has 14 exons. Gene Ontology annotation, biological process: threonyl-tRNA aminoacylation.